This is a messenger RNA of Nerophis ophidion (straightnose pipefish), 2945 nucleotides long. It is a transcript of the gene ncdn, whose product is annotated as neurochondrin. Gene Ontology annotation, cellular component: dendrite. Bases 566 to 2830 code for a protein of 754 amino acids. NCBI's taxonomy places the organism in Eukaryota, Metazoa, Chordata, Actinopteri, Syngnathiformes, Syngnathidae. Gene Ontology annotation, biological process: regulation of neuronal synaptic plasticity; neuron projection development. The record is from RefSeq and is a predicted model, not a curated record. The transcript is spliced from 7 exons.
CGCCCGAUUGUAGCUGAGAUAGGCGCCAGCGCCCCCCGCGACCCCGAAAGGGAAUAAGCGGUAGAAAAUGGAUGGAUGGCAAACACUUUCUUGUGGUCUACAUAACAUGUAAUGAUGAUUAUUUGGUCAAAAUAUUAGAUUAUGUUUUAUAGAUCAUCUUCAAGACGCUUUCUGACAGUCGCUUCAGGGUGCACCGUUUUGUGGGCGGUCUUAUUUAUGUGGCUCACCUAAGACCGUGUCUUCUCACCAUCAUCUUUGUUAUAGGGGUGUAGCGUGGAAGAAGUGUCAAAAGAUGGAACUAUCUGUUUUAAUGACAUUCAGACUUUACUUAAAUCAAUAACAGAGCAGCAUCUACUCAGCUGUGGCUCACUAGUGCAACAACAAGUCCGGAAAUGUGUCCUAUAAAAAACCGUCGGACUGGAACUCUAAUAACUAAAGUUCCUUGGGUGAAUAAUGUAAACUCACUACACCGGUAUAUUUUAGCGCUUUCAUGGUGAGUUAACUGACCAAUAUGAGUAAGAACUUUGCACUACUUUAUAUUAAAAAUGGCAACAGCGUAGGAUGAAUGUCCCAUAACAAGAACAUAAAAAGAAGAAGCUUAGACAACUGUGUCCCACGGACUACAAAGGCGAAUGCGCGCAAAUUUUCAGGAUUUAUGCAGAUCCCACAUACAGAUUACAAGAUCACACGUUUGUGCCCAGCCUGUCAACUGGACAAACCCACCUUGCGGCGCAUAUUUGAGGCGGUGGGUCUUAACCUUCCCGCUCGGCUGCUGGUGACCGCAGUGAAGGGCAGCGGGGAACCCAGCUUGCCCGUCCAUGAGCUCCUGUCUUUGGGUACGGCUCUGUUGUCUGCCCUGAGCACCGAUCCGGAGAUGGCCUCUCAGCCUCAGCUGCUCGCUACAGUCCCGUUACUGCUGGAAAUCCUCGCACGUGGUCCAACGAGCCGUGAGCAGAGGGAGAAGGGUCCUGAGAAUCAUCCUGGCGAUGAAGCAAAAAAGGGUAAUGAUGAUGAUGAUGAUGCAGCAAACGAGGCACCUAAAGUAACCUCACCUCCAGCAAAGCUUGAUGAAGCCAUGGCUUCCGACUGCUACCAGGUGCUGACAGCUGUACACGCCUUACCCAGAGGUCCCGACCAGUUGUUGAGCCGGGGCGCCGUUCCCGCUCUCUGCCAGGCCGUGGAACAGAACCAGACCUUCAGCCAGAAGAUGGGCAUUCCCUUGCUGGGUUGCCUCCUCUCCGGUAAAACCAAAGAGAAAGCGUGGAGCAAACACUCCUCUGAACUGUUGAGUCUGCUAGUGACAAUGUCCGAAGACUUCUGCACAGCCACGGGACAGACCAGGCUGGGCAUGUGCUCCCAGUUGGUCCAGUUCCUCCCCCCGGUAGGAGUAACAGUCGAAAGGGAGACGCUGAGGGAAGUUGUGAGCCGAGUGUGGGGGGAACUGCAACCCAUGAUGCAGGCUAAGAUGACACCCAGACAGAUCGGGCCAGUUUUAGUCCUCAGCGCAUGUCUGCUUGAUUUGUACGGAUGGGAGCUGGCUGGACCACCAAAGUUCUGCUGCCUCCUGGUGAAUCGGGCGUGCGUGGAGGUCAGGAUGGGUUUGGAGGAACCCCCUGGCAGCGAUCUGAGCCAAGAGCAGCAGGACACACUGACAGGUUGUUACCGGAUCAUGGAGGCCGCCAUAGAGCAGGCUUGCAGCCCGGCGGUCACGGCCGCGACUGCACCGGCUCAGGGCAGCGUCGCCAGCCUCAGUCUCCAGCAGAGCAGGCAGGUCCUUGGCGUGUUGGAGGAGGCCUUCUCUGCUUUAAUGUACCACCUGCAGCAGGUGGACCCGAGCUGCUACGGCGAGCCUUUCAUUUUCGCCACAUUCCGCUGCCUGUGCUCAUGGCUGGCUGAGGAGACUUCCUGUCUGAAGGAGGAAGUGACCAAGCUGCUGCCGGUCCUCAUCGGCUACUCGCGGAGCCACCUGCUGGUGGAGAGCUCCGAGCGGGGCCUCGCCGACUGGAUGGAUGAAAUGACGGUCGCUGGUGCGAGUGGGGCGUGGACGGGCAAAGAGGCGCUAAGGUACCUCCUGCCAGCUCUGUGUCACCUGUCUGCGGAGGAAGGUCCCCGAAAGGUGCUGCUCACCCUCGACACGCCAGCCCUGUUAGCCAACUACCUGUCGCACGGCUUCACUUCCUUAAAGGGGAAAAACGCAGUGAGGGACCCCAGCAUGGAGACGGCCUGCUCGACCCUCCUUAAUUUUUCCGUCACUGAGCCUGAAAGAGUCAGGAAAGACCAACAUUUCAGAACUCUGGAAAAGCACUUAAGUGAAGCACUUCCUGUUUUGGUGCAUAAACCAAGCCUCCUUGUCCUCGCAGCCAAUUACUGCACUUUGGGUUUGAUGAUUGGCAGGCUGAAAUCAACUGAGACAGCUGAAGCCGGUCAAAGCCGCUUCUUCUCCACUGCCCUCUGCUUCCUCCACAGCGCUCUGGACUCCAAGCCCAGCCCAGGACCGGCCAAGGUGAGCCCCGCCUGGGAGAACAGCUGGGAUGAGGUCGCGGAGCUCUGGAGGUUGGGCAUCCAGGCCCUGGGGGGCUGCGUGCGCGCUCAGCCUUGGGUCAAGGCGCUGGUCCGAGAGGAAGGUUGGCUGAGAAACACGCUGGGCAUGCUGGAGUCGUGUAGCGCGCUGCCGGACCUGCACACGCAGGCGGCGCUGGAGGAGGCUCUGUGUGCUGUGGCGGACCAGUGCCCGCUCUGCAAACAGGACAUUGGAGAUGCCCUGAGGAGGUGUGAGAAAGGAGCUCUGAGCUGCAUGAGGAAACUGAAGAAGGCUGUCGGAGUAAAAUAAGCUCCUUGACAGAAAAUGUUCAAUCCUCAAUCCGUACGUGUUGUACCAAAUAUUAAUUACGCACGUCUAAUAAUAUAACUUUUAAUAAAGAAUUAUUUUCUUAUGGAACAUUAAA